This is a messenger RNA of Momordica charantia (bitter melon), 2023 nucleotides long. NCBI's taxonomy places the organism in Eukaryota, Viridiplantae, Streptophyta, Magnoliopsida, Cucurbitales, Cucurbitaceae. The record is from RefSeq and is a predicted model, not a curated record.
AUGUCGAAUUGGUUUAGGCGGGAAGUUCUUGUCAAGGAACCGGAGAAGCUGGGGGAUGAACCUAUUGACAUUACUUCAAAAGAGUAUUCGGUUCGGACUACUGCUCAGGAGUACGGCGGUGGCGCUUUCAUGAUAUCUGGGGACACUCUAGUCUUUUCCAAUUUUGAGGAUCAGAGGCUCUAUAAGCAAUCCAUUAACCCCAAUGUGAAGCCAGACUCUUCUCCAAAACCACUUACUCCAGAUUAUGGUGGGCCAUUAGUCAGUUAUGCUGAUGGAGUGUUUGAUUCACGUUUCAAUCGUUACAUCGCCGUACGGGAAGAUCGGCGCAACAGCAGCUCAAGUCCAAUCGCAACAAUUGUAUCUAUAGGGCUCGAAGGGAAGGAUAAUGAAGAAGUAGAGGUACUCGUUGAAGGAAGUGAUUUUUAUGCUUUUCCUCGAGUGGAUCCCAAAGGGAAACGGAUUGCAUGGAUCCAAUGGUAUCACCCUAACAUGCCAUGGGAUAAAUCAGAGCUCUGGGUUGGUUACUUUUCUGGGAAUGGCAAGAUUGACAAACGUGUUUGUGUAGCUGGUUGUGAUCCAGAGCUAGUGGAGUCUCCUACCGAGCCUAAGUGGUCUUCUGAGGGAGAACUAUUUUUUGUUACUGAUAGGAAAAGUGGGUUUUGGAAUCUAUACAAAUGGUUUGAGGCAGAUAAUGAGGUGUCUCCAGUUUAUUCUUUGAAUGCGGAGUUUUCGCGACCGCUAUGGGUUUUUGGCAUAAAUUCGUAUGGGUUUUUACCUAGCCGUCAAGGAGAAAACUAUAUACUCUGCAGCUACAGGCAGCAUGGGAGGUCAUAUCUUGGAGUCCUGGGUGAUGCACAAAGCUCACCAUAUCCGCUCGAUAUUCCCUUUUCAGAUAUUGAUAAUAUUAGCAUUGGGUAUCAUUGUUUUUAUGUGGAGGGAGCGUCAGCCGUUCAUCCACCGUCAAUUGCGAAGGUUACUCUAGAUGAGAAAAGCUUAAAAGUUGCUGAGUUCACUAUUAUCUGGUCUUCAUCGCCUAAUAUUUUGACGUAUAAGCCGUACUUUAGCACUCCUAAGUUAAUUGAAUUCGCAACAGAAGUGCCUGGUGAAAAGGCUUUUGCCUAUUUUUAUCCACCAUCCAAUCCCAUUUACCAUGCUAGUCAGGACGAAAAGCCUCCAUUGUUGCUGGAAAGCCAUGGAGGCCCAACGGAUGAAUCACGUGGAAUAUUAAAUCUAAGUAUUCAGUAUUGGACUAGUCGAGGAUGGGCUUUUGUCAGUGUUAAUUAUGGAGGAAGCUCUGGUUACGGGAGGGGCUAUCGGGAAAGGCUUUUGAGGCAGUGGGGAAUUGUUGAUGUCAAUGACUGUUGCAGCUGCGCAAGAUAUUUGGUCGAUUUAGGAUUAGUUGAUGCAGAACGAUUAUGCAUAACUGGGGAGUCUGCUGGGGGAUACACUGCCCUAGCUACUCUUGCUUUCAGAGAUACAUUCAAGGCCGGAGCUUCCUUGUAUGGUAUAGCUGACUUGCGCAUGUUGAGUGCAGGAAUGCACAAAUUUGAAUCUCAUUAUAUUGAUAAUCUUGUUGGAGGCGAAAAAGAUUAUUACGAAAGGUCGCCAAUUAAUUUUGUUGAAAAAUUUUCUUGUCCAAUAAUCUUGUUCCAGGGACUGGAUGACAAAGUUGUACCUCCUAUUCAAGCUUGUAAGAUUUACCAAGCAUUGAAAGAGAAGGGCCUUCCUGUUGCUCUAAUCCAAUACGAAGGAGAACAACACGGCUUUCGCAAGGCCGAGAAUAUAAAAUUUACACUGGAACAACGGAUGAUAUUCUUCGCGAGAUUGAUUGGAUGUUUCGAAGUUGCUGAUGAGAUCAGUCCAAUCAAAAUUGACAACUUUGAUUAGUAUGAAAAUGUAUGUGAUUCUUGAAACCAUCCCAUUUCCUUAAAAGCCUUCUUGUUGGCUGGUUUUAACUGCAGCAUUAUGCUACUUCAUGAAUUAUUAUGAGCCUAUAAAUAAAAAUUGACAGUUACUACCGGAA